UUUUUGAUGUUAAAAAAAUGUCUUAAAUAAUAAAUAAUACGAGGGCGCGAAGAUUUGAAUUCCUCUGGGCUCGACCGGAGACUUCAAUCGAUUAAAAUUCUAUUAAAAAAACAUCUAAUCAUAAUUUUCACCUUUUUUUUUUCUUCUUUUCGGUCUUCUGGCGCGGCCGGAACGCGAUUUUUCUUCCCUGGAUCCCCCCUCUUCAGAAACUGUUGAGAAUAAAGAGGGUGGCAUCUAGAAAGAAGAAGGGAAGGAGGGAUGAGGUGGUUUAUUGAGAGAUAAAGACGGGCCGGAGAGUUUUUCUUCUUCUUCUUUGGGUGGUACAAGAAGAAGUUUCUUUUUUGGCUCUGGGUCUCUAUUGUAUUACACGGAAGAGAGCUUAGAGCGAAAAUGCUGGGCUACAACAGUCCAGGGAGGGUGAGAGUCUCGUAUAGUUCCAGGGAGAUGUAUAUAUGCAUGUCUAUAUCUAUCUAUCUCUUUCUAUCCAUCUAAUAUAAAAGAAGAGGGUGGUUUUAUAAGCGGGCGGCCCGUCGACAAUUUUCUUUUCUCAAGAUAACCCCCUCCUCUUACUAACCCCCCACCACCACCCACCGUCCACCCCACACCGUGCCCACCGAAAAGUCACAAAGUCCUGCCCACUUUUCCAUCACAAAAACCGGAUACGAGGCACGACGCAAGCGCAUACGAAGCUCAGCUACUACAAAGUUCCACUACUACCGUGUCAGCUCCUCAUACGACUCGCCAGAGUCAGUCAGACUACUGUCAACCCCCCCCCGCCCGAUCCGUGCUGCUCCCCCCUUCUGUGUGUUUGAAGAAGAUCAAACAAACAAAACCAAAAAAUCUUGUAACCGAAUCCAAUUUGUAUUUUCCCGCAUCUUUUUAUCGUGCAGACGUCCACCACCUUUUUUCGGGCCGCAGUCGCAUCCGCCGCAGAGGUUUGAAUCGAUCGGUUAAAGUGAUGUAACAAGAAGAAAAAUUAACAAUUAUUUGAAUCGCCCGCCGAGAAAAAAGAAACAAAACAAAAACACUCUAUAAAACCAACCAACCGUGUCGUCUUCUAGUGAAUGUAGUUUGCAUCUGGGCCCCUCAAUCAUCCAUCAAAAGAUGAUGAGAAGAGCAGCAGGAACUAGCGCCGUCGUUGCAGCAGCCGACCGACGUCGUCGACAUGGUGGCGGCUCCUUUCCCGCUUUAAUGCUGGGCAUGACCGUCGUUGUCGUCGCCGCCGUUCUGGCGACAUCUCCCGGCUCCUUGUUGCUACCAGGAGCCUCAGCCGCCGUCCAGACGACCGUCAAAAACGUCCAGCAACAGCAGCAGCAGCAGCAACAACUACGUGUCAAACCGCAGCCGUCGUCGUCUGUCGCUUCUUCCGGCCUUCCGGUUCCGGAUCUUCUAGAAUCACCCGACGCCAAAUACGACCCCAAACCCAAAGAUAUCGACGCCGCCGCCCUCAGACUCAGACUCAAAGAUCAUUUCGACGGACGAUUUAUGUCGAUUGGACAGCCCAAGGAAGCCAUUCUGUACCCGAACGGCACGGCCGAAUACCCGGUCCGCUACAACAACAAUUUGUCGCCCUCGAGGCGCAACGUCCCCGGCCGCUCAAAGUGGAACCUCGGCUCGCUGCAGCUGCCGGACGGCAGCCGAGUGCGGACGCGCCUGUCGCGCAAAGUCCGCAAGAAGUUGGAGAAAUUCCUCUGGCUCUACACUCAAUGCCCCGUCAUUUACCGGUGGAAGGAUCUCGGUUCGCGCUACUGGCCCCGCUGGAUCAAACAGGGACGAUGCCACGCCAACCAGUCGUGCUCCUUCCCACCGGGAAUGACCUGCCGCGCCUCCGAAGAGCGUGAAGUCGUCAUUUUGCGCUGGCACUGCCAGUACUGGGAUCCGCCCCGCUUCUGCAAAUGGAUCCCGCUCCAUUACCCGAUCGUUCGGCAGUGCACCUGCGGCUGCUCGGCCACGAAAUCCAUCAAUUGAAUCUCCUUUUUUAACUCUCUCUCUCUCUAUCUAUCUCUGAUUUUGAAUUUCCCGCGACAACAUAUUUUGAAAACUCCCCUCAACGAUUGGACGCAACAUUUUCUAAAAAAGAAGGAAAAAACCAAAACGAAACUUUUUAUCAAAUAAUCAAAUGCCAGCUAUAAUACUCAUUGCACAUGCACAACCCCCCCCCCCCAAGUAACAGUUGCAUUCCCACUUUGACAACGUAAAAAAAAAAAAAUCAAUCACAACCCAAAAAAGACAACAAUUGGCAUUCCACAAUUUCUCUCCCCUCCACCAGUCUGCUGCUGCUGCCCACCACGACAAAAAAAAAAUAAAAUCUAAAAAAAAAGGAAAGAACAAAAUAGAAGCCCGUCCAUUGAAAAAAGAAAAUGUGGCUGACGUUUUGAUACGCACAAAAGAAGAAAAUCUUUUCGCAAAUUUUUGUUCUCCCCAAACUAUUAUUAUCCUAUUAUUCCCCCCUCCCCAGCCCGCUGUCAAUCGAAAAUUUGUAAUCGAAAGCGCACACAUAUUUCUAACCAGUAUUUUUUGGUCCCCUUUUUUCCCCUUCAUCACCUUAAUAUUAUUAUAUAACUUUUUAAUUGAAUUCAGUAACGAUCCUAUUUUGAUGACAAUUGAUAUAUGAUAAUAGUCGGCAAUAAUCCACCCCCCAAUAUGUCUCUGUGUGUUGUGUGUGUAGCUAUAUAUAUAUGAUAUACAUAUGAAAAGGAGAGAAAAGAAAAAAAAAUUAGGGUUUGUGGGAUUUUUCUCCCGGCCGUUUGAAACCUCCCGCCCUUUCUCUCCUCCCGCAGUAUUAUUUUUACACCCCCAAAAAAACAGCAUUGAAAAACGCACACGCUCUAAUCUUUUUUUUUUUAAACAUGCUUUUACUCGAGCUAUACUAUCUUUAUAACGAUUUUUACCGCCCCGUCAGAGCAAAAUUUGAAACAAAAACAAAAUUAUAAAAAAAAAAAUGUUCAAAUCUUGUGUGCCGCAUUUAAAUCUCGCUGUAAAUAAUGAGGGGAAGAAGGGAAAAAAAAUUAACAUGCUCGUUACUAGACAGACACGCAACAAUGUCGAGACGAUAUUUUGUAAUCCAGCCAUAGUCGUGAUUUUUUUUGUAUCUCCACUUGUCACAAGGGGGUAGAGGGAGGGAAGGAGAUUUGGGUUUGUGGAGGCAAAGAAGAAAAAGUUAAUUUUUUUUUUGUCGACAACUGUGUUAAGAGUUGACUGCGGAGUCAAGCUUGCAGUUGGAGCAGCGUGUACUGAACGAGGAACUCGUCCGAGAGCGUUCGAUCGAGCGUCAUUUUGGCCCGGUGGUGCAAGUUACCCACCCGAGUCGGGUCGCCGCGUUCCAAUUCGAAUCGGAUGAAGCGAAGCCAGAUUUCUAUCAAAAGGCAACAAAAGAAGAAAUUUUUAAAAAAUUCAUUGGAAUGUGUGUGAAAAAAUAAAAAAAAGUUGAUUAAGGAAAUUCGACAUGUAAACGGAUCUCAUGUGAUGGCUUUGUAACUCCAUUUCCUAUCCCCCACCCCCAACCCAUCAUUUGGAAUAUAACGUUUUACAUGUUGUGUAAAAA
Messenger RNA from Daphnia pulex (common water flea), 3544 nucleotides. Its product is annotated as noggin-2-like. The transcript is spliced from 3 exons. The record is from RefSeq and is a predicted model, not a curated record. Lineage: Eukaryota; Metazoa; Arthropoda; Branchiopoda; Diplostraca; Daphniidae. Gene Ontology annotation, biological process: negative regulation of cell differentiation; dorsal/ventral pattern formation; negative regulation of BMP signaling pathway. The coding region runs from base 1105 to 1968 and encodes 287 amino acids.